AUGACACCAUCUCAGUGCACCAACUGCGGUCGUUUCAAGUUCAAAUAUAGUGACUGCGCUCAUUGUAUCAAGCAGGGCAUCGACUGCGUGGACCCUCCAGGUGGAUAUAAGCCAGGCAGACGACAGAGGCCUUGCGCUGAGCAGAGCAGCAGCAAUAUCUUGUCGACUCCAGCCCCAGCUAAUUCCAUAAACCACCCUUCUGCUUCUUAUCCCUCUUCCCCAAUCAUCCAAAAAUCAAUAAUCGCCCAAACACCCUCCGGGCGCGAGCCGGAAGAACAGCCUGAAGCUCUACUAUAUUCCCCGUGGGAUCCAGAAAGUGCUACGAAGUCUCCAGUCCAGGCUCGCACUUCAUUUCAGUCAAAUGCAUACAGCGAGUACUCAACGGAGUAUCUCCAUUCCAGCGGACCAGCUGCCGGCCCAGACUCCAAUUACCUGCACGGCUAUCAUAGUGGACCCUUUCCAGGGUAUGCCGAAUGCAUCAAUGAGUCUCGCGAGAAAGCAGUAGAGCCUACAAAUCCGGACCCUCAAAACGCGGCGGACCCUACUGGAGCCAAUGACAUCUUAAGCUGCGCAGGAUUUGCUUACAUGCUUGAGCAUUACACCAAGAACAAGCCAGAAGUGGACAUAAUAAUGAGAACGACGGAACACUCCCUUAACGUAGUAGGUAGCUUUCUGGAAGCGGAGGAGGAAAAUCGCAGUCUAACCCUUUUAAUGCUGACUUAUACGACCCUUGCCCACACUGUGACCCUUUUCGAGAGCGUUGUAGCCCAGAUGCCUCUUCCAGUCUUCGAAGCGACAAGUGCCUCGACCGGUGGCAUGCCAGCGUUAAAGUAUAGGUUGCAAGAAGAAACCAACAAGCUGGCAGACGAUCUGCGGGAACAGAUCGACCAAUGUUAUCAGCUGGUGGGGAUUCUAAACACUAGGCUAAUCAAUCCAAGUGAUCCUAUCAGCCCCUAUCGUCGACUGACAUAUGCUCUCCAAACCAAACUGCAAUCACUUGCGGGAAGGAGUCUAACAUUCGGAUCAGCACGGUCUGAUUGCUGUACGAAUUAG
Molecule: messenger RNA, 1053 nt
Organism: Aspergillus tubingensis
Lineage: Eukaryota; Fungi; Ascomycota; Eurotiomycetes; Eurotiales; Aspergillaceae
Exons: 2
Coding region: 1-1053 (350 amino acids)
Source: RefSeq, a predicted model, not a curated record